This is a messenger RNA of Diaporthe batatas, 5084 nucleotides long. RefSeq lists its product as uncharacterized. Bases 1104 to 3680 code for a protein of 858 amino acids. Gene Ontology annotation, molecular function: DNA-binding transcription factor activity, RNA polymerase II-specific; zinc ion binding. NCBI's taxonomy places the organism in Eukaryota, Fungi, Ascomycota, Sordariomycetes, Diaporthales, Diaporthaceae. Gene Ontology annotation, biological process: regulation of DNA-templated transcription. The transcript is spliced from 2 exons. The record is from RefSeq and is a predicted model, not a curated record.
CCUGGCUGCCCGACCCCUGUGCCCACGGAGGCACCACCGCGUUCAAUGUCCCCUAACCUAAAUCGACAGCCCCACUCCGAAGUACCUGCGUACCGACGGCAUGCCCCUGUUUGCAGGUGCUCGCGCAGGACAUCCUUGCUGCCCUUCAACGCUCGUCACCCCCAGGGUUGCGGCCACGGUUGCAGGGGUGGCCGCGGGCGCCUCCUGAUCAGUGGCUUGUGAAUCUGCCCUCGCGCUCUCUCCACUUCGCUUGCAGCAAAGCCCAUCCUCCGGCAUCUCCCUGGAUUACCAUGAAGCCCGCUGCCCUCUUGCUGCUGCCAGCUUCGUCCUCCUGCUCGGAAUGCUUUGAGGGGAAGCCAGCAACACCCUACUUGCUGCUGACAGCCUCCUUCAAGCAAAGACAUGCUGACUUAUAAUCAGCACCAGUUGUCUGCCUGCGGCCACCUGCUGGUGGGAAGUGAUCCUCUUCGGUGUCUUUGCACUAGGACAUGGAGACGAGGCGCAUGCAAGCACAUCCCCCGUGAGGUAGCCCUCUGUCGCUCUUCCAUUGUUCACUGUCCAGUCGCAAGUGCGAGAUGGCAACCAGGGCUCCUGGCCAGCCCCCCAUCAUCUCAGGUGUCCGCAAAACCUUGGAACCCACACACACACCUUUGAUCUCUUAGCCUUUUCGCCUCCCGACUACCCUCACAGAUGAACCCCUGCCUGAUAAGUGACCCAUGUUGUACCCCCAGGUAACCUCCCGGGAUGUGGUCCACAAUGGAUGCGGUUGAUGUACAACAGGCAGGGCCCUCUCCACGGUCGAGAUGCCUUAUUACCGGCCGAUGGACCUCCAUCUAUGCUUCACUGCCCUCUGGCCGACCUCGUUAUAUCCCACCUCACCUUGUCCUUCCCUAUUCCAGCACAAGUCUGUUGUGGCAAGCUUUUCCAUAUUACUUUCGAUUUAUCCUCACCAGUCAACAUCUACCGGUGACAUAUACCACUUCCUCACCCUCAUCUCAGCCGCAUCUGCAUUUCUUCUAGACUUCCCAAGAAAAGGAAGCCCUGCAACCUGUAAUCGUCCACCAUUUCUAUAUACCUCUGUGUUGUUUGAGGGCUUGUGAAUCAUGACUGUUCCUCUACCUACUCCGUCGAACCCCAAGGCCGAUGCCGCCGCUGUGCGGAAACGAAGAAGACGUGCUCCGGCUGGUGGCGCCGCCGAUGACUGCUUCACCUGCACCAAGAGGAGCGUCAAGUGCGAUCGGAGGAGGCCAUACUGCUCGCAGUGCCUGGAAGUGGGAAACGAGUGUUCUGGAUAUAAAACUCAAUUGACCUGGGGUGUUGGUGUGGCGAGCCGGGGGAAACUUCGCGGGCUUUCUCUACCAGUAGCCAAGUCGCCUCCUGUCAACCCAGUCAAGAAAGGUUCACCUGCACGAGCCCGAGCAAACUCGACUUUGAUCAAUGGGCAAGAACACGGCCUUGCCGCUAAUGCUGGUCACUGGAACGAACCCGAAGAACUUUCGCCACGAAGCACCCGCAGCGAUCUUGUCGAUGGCCCGGCGGAUCCUCGUUAUCCUGCUUCCAUGCCAGCAACACCUUUUCACAGCUACGACUUCUCCAAGAUCUGCCAUGCCGAACCAACGCCGCCCUUACCGGCAGGUCCUGCCCAUUGGCACAACAUGCCAUUCUCGGCGAGCCUCCCCAGAGACGGCCCCCGUUUUCCCAAGCUGGGACCCAUUCUAGCCCACGGUCCCCCCGAGCCUCUAUCCGCCUCCAUCGAUUCUCUGAGCGAGGCAGACUAUCUAUCGCCCCUCAGCCACACCUUUUCCAGGGAUGACCUGCCUUUUGUCACCAGUCCGCCGCACAUAUACGCUGAGAGCUACAACAGCGCGAAUUCGCCUAUUCCGCAGAGCCCGAUCUCGUCAGUGAUGAUGGAUCACCAGCACCAUCGGGCGCCUACAUCGUGUCCCAGCCUUGUGUACGCUCCAUCCGAGCCUAGUUCAAGCCUCCACUCGCACAUGGAUGGUUUUGAGGCUCACAUUAGCAACCGUCUGAUGGAGUACGAACCACUUGCAACCCCUGGGUUGGAUGCAUACAGCACCAGCGCCCAGUCUGAAAGGCACUUCUGGGGGAAGACGGAGGAGGAUAGCGCGCCCUCUCACGUGGUUCAGGAGCAUUCACUCCCUUGGCCGUCCGUACUCGAUCAGCCCGUCCUGCCCGUCAGCCCUGAUCUUAUCGCCAAAAUGCCAUUUUUCAUGGACUACUAUGAGAACACCAUGUGCCCGGGUAUGGUGUUUAUAGAUGGCCCUUCGAACCCCUUUCGGGAACACAUUCUAUCACUGGCCGCUUCCAGUCGAAGCCUGCAGCACGCUAUCUGUGCGCUCGCCGCCUGCAACCUGCGGAUGAAAAGAAAAUUAAGCCUUGCCAAUGGACAGGAUGGGAAGCGUCACAGUCUACCUGGUCCUGUUCCAGAUCUCCGAACGGAUGAACGGACCUUGUCAGAGGAAUACCAGCACCGGAACCUCGCAGUCCAUCUCCUCAACGAGCAGCUCAAUGACGCGACGAAGGCAAGAGGCGAUGCUGUCCUGGCCACAAUACUGAUGCUGUGUCAUUAUCGCAUGGCGGAAUCGGGUAUUGCGAAAUUCCAUACCCAGUUUGCCGGAGUGAAGAAGAUCCUUGGCAUGAGACGGUCUUGCCCCUUCCCCCCAUCACGCGAUUCGGCAUGGAUGGAAGCCCUCUUCACCUACUUUGACGCCAUCUCAGCCAGCAUCAAUGACCGAGAGGCACAACUGAACACCUCGUUCUACGGCGUUAUGCCAGACGCGCAGUUACUUCCACCGGGCGCAGAGAAUUUCGUUGGCUGUGACCGAGAGCUCUUCAAGACAAUAAUCAAGCUUGGGAGACUGAACCUACUCUCGCAGCACCGUGAGGUCCAGAGUCUUUUUGGCAGUGCUACCGCGCGUGGCUUACCAUCACGUCCGGAUUCGCCUCUGGAGUCACCGAUUGGUCACAUAUAUAAGCCUCAGCACCAGUUUAGCUCGGACAUGCUUGGGAAGUCUCAGCCGCGAUUUGAUGGCAAUGGCUUCAGCACGACCCUGGACGAAGACCAAAUACUCAUGUCUAGCCUCUCAUCCUCAGCGGCCUACGAUGACCACCGGUCGACGUUCUGGCGCGAGUGGAAGGACGCUCGCAUCGCCUUGCAGUCCUGGGAAUUCGACGCUCAAGGGGUUCUUGCUUCACAACCCGCUGGUCUCACAGCAACUCACGCACAAGUCCGUGACUUGGGUUCCCUGUCUGAGGCAUUCCGCUACGCAGCACUUCUCUACACGGAGCGCCUGGCGAGUCCGAGCGUGCCCAGCGCGCACAACAACUUCCGCAAUUUGGUCAGCCAGGUGGUCUACUACGCCACGUCACUCGAGGCCGGGUCCUCUGCAGAGAAAUUCCUCCUGUGGCCUCUGUUCGUGGCUGGGUCCGAGUGUGUCAACGAGACGCAGCAGGGAAUUGUUCGCUCCAAGUGCCGUGAGAUUAUGGCGCGCUCGGGCUACAUGAACAACCUUGCAGCUUUGGACGUGCUGGAGAGAAUCUGGGCGGGCGAGGGCAGGGAACAGCAACAUGAUGGCAAGCUCAUGAUGAGGAGAGGCCCGUUUAGCUGGACGCGAUGUAUCGGUGGCCCAGGAGUUGAGGUUGAGUGGAUCAUGUUCUAAACCUUGUUUACACUGGAUUUUGCCUUCCCUGGUGGGGAACGAACGCUACUGCACACAGCAUGGAUGAUGGUUCAAACACUUUGGGGGGCCCAGGGAACUGGAGGCCCAUGCGGUCUGGGGCCAAAGAGGAAAAGGGACACUGGGACUGGCCCCUUAUCACGACGACGAAUGAGACUCAUGGCUCUCACGUAUUUACGUUAAGCACUUGUAUAAUUAGCUAGCUGGAUUGCUCAUAGCACACGAACACGGUGCUAUUGGAAGCGGGAGAGGUGGCUUCGUCUGUUGGGCCUCUGGCAUAUCUAGCACUCGAAUGGAGACACACGAUGGAGACCAUCAAUAUUCCUGUACCGUGUUACAGGUCCCCCAAACUGUUGAGUGAUCGCCAUGGACUUGGUCCUCUGUGACCAUGUCCGGUAUGGACCGGGGCGCGUUCUAGAUCGCGGCGGUUUUGUCUUGUGGCUUCGGACACCACCACCACCCUGUCUAGCACGUCGGUCCUCCGAGACGUGUGUCUGCGAACGCAUCGUCAUCAUUUUGACUUUGUGUCAGAGGACGACUGGGUGCUGGAUGCAUUACACCUCUCGACGGUCACGCCAAGCCCCUGCAACGGGAAGCUUCUUGUACCCAGUCCUGUUUCUGCCCUCGUCCGAACCCACCACACAUUAUCGUUUUAAACAAGCAGCCUGCUUAAUCACACAUUUAAUCCGCAUGGUUUACGCUUAUAAAGUGGGGAAGACAGGCCGAGGUACCUUGUAACAUGUCAAAAGGAUUAUGUCUGACGUGCUGGUUUCCCGAUAUGUCCUGUCUCCAUGACAGUGACCCGGUCGUCCAGGCCAGGCAGGCCUGUGGUGCCCGCCGUACCCGGGCCGAAAAAUACGCCAUGUCCAAUUGGACCCCGUCGUCACCUCCACCUCAGCAGCGAUGUGCUAUGUAGCAUGUAAUGUGGUACCGCAGGGAGCGGGUCUCGAGGAGCGGGUCUCGAGGAGCGGGUCUCGAGGAGCGGGCCUCUGCCAUUGAUUACCUCUGACAGGGAGAUUAGCAAAGGGAGGCGGCAGGGAGGGGGAGGGGAGUGAAAAAGCAUGUAGUGUCAACUGGCAUCCCGUAAUGGCUGAUACUCGAACGAGGCGGUGCAACAACAGGCGGCGGCACACUUAGAGCAAGACGCUCGAAAAGGCGCCAUGGCUACCCUAUACUAUGACUAUACUGGCGAGUACGCCCGAGAGUGCAACCCACCCCUUUUUCAUUCGAGCGCGGCAGAACCCCUGGUCGUUUCUGCCCUGUAGAUCCGGACGGUCAUUGAUGCCGCGGUUCAUGCCGGCCCGGGGCAUUUGUCGACAGAGCAGAAUAGUAUCUGAAUACCUGCCACCGUGUAAUAUCUAGUCUACCAGGCUAUUUCUGACACAC